GUCGUAUAGAAAGAGGCCGGCUGAGGGGGCGUGUAGCGCACAUUCAUGCUGAAGUUGGACACUUGGAGAGGUUUGCGCACUGCGAAGAGAGACACGAAGGGAUACAGAGGAGUCUCCAGUCCUCCUUCCAGUCUUGAUCGUCCUUAAAGGAGCUGGCAGCGGACAUGCCCAGACCAGUACACCGUCACUGAGACCGGGAUUCAGCUCUUGCCAGAAUGAACGGAACCGCAGGCAUCUGCAACCACUGCCGGAACAUGAUCAGAGAAAAGGAAAAAGGAAUGAAGAUGUCAAGACGCAUAUCAACAGGACCAAGCUCAUUUAUUCCAGAAAAUGAGAUCAUAGGAGCCCUGCCUCUGAAUGACUCCGCAGUGAUGUUCUUAGACGAAGAGUUCAGCGGUCGUAUGGACAACCUGACACAGGUGAUGGGGCUCCAUCCGCAUUAUCUGCAAGCCUUCCUGCGCUGCCACUAUUAUCUCUUGAGGAUGGACGGCCCCCUACCACUCCACUAUAGGCAUUAUAUUGCUAUAAUGGCUGCAGCGCGGCAUCAGUGUUCCACGCUGGUCUGUCAGCAUGUCCAAGAGUUUGAGCAGAUUGGCGUGUGUCUUGAUUGGUUGAGAGGUUUGGAGUUCUGCCCACAACGACUUCGCAACCUCAACGAGAUUAACAAGAUCCUCGCGCACAGACCUUGGCUUAUUACCAAGCAACACAUACAGGCUCUGGUGAAGACAGGAGAACACAGCUGGUCUCUAGCAGAGCUGGUUCAUGCUGUCGUACUGUUGGCACAUUUCCAUGCCUUGGCUAGUUUUGUGUUUGGUAGCGGUGUCAACCCUGACCCUGAGGUCACAGAGGUCAACGGGGUCACGCAUGACCUUUGCCCUCCAGCAAUGGCAGGUUUAUGCACCUGCCACCUAACAAACGGCAACCAAGCCAACGGGAACCCCCUGUAUAACCCUGACACUGGGAGUGAGCUGGAAGCUCUGAUGGAGAGAAUGAAGCGAUUGUUGGAGGAGAGAGAAGAUGAUGAUGCCUCAGAGGAGGAGAUGUUCACUCGCUUUGAGAAAGAAAAGAAAGAGAGUCUUCUAGUGGUGUCUGCAGGGUUUGAUGAGGAAGUGGUGCCACCUUCUCCCGUGGCUCGAUUUGUAGACGACCCGUCAUUUGGAUACCAAGACUUUGCACGACACGGAGAAGACAACCCACCCACUUUUAAAGCACAAGACUACACAUGGGAGGAUCAUGGUUUCUCUCUGGUGAACAGGUUGUACUCUGACAUCGGUCACUUAUUGGAUGAUAAGUUCAGAACGGCAUGUGAUCUUACCUAUUACAACAUGGCCAGUCACGAGGGGGUGGACACCAGCAUGCUGCGCAGGGCUCUCUUCAACUACGUCCACUGUAUGUAUGGAAUAAGGUAUGAUGAUUAUGACUACGGUGAGGUGAAUCAGUUGUUGGAGUGCAGUCUGAAGGUUUACAUUAAAACAGUGACGUGUUAUCCAGAGAGAACCACGCGCCGCAUGUACGAGAGCUACUGGCACCAGUUCAGACACUCCGAGAAGGUUCAUGUGAAUUUGCUUCUAAUGGAGGCUCGAAUGCAGGCAGAGCUGCUCUAUGCUUUGAGAGCCAUCACUCAUUAUAUGACCUGACCAAUCAGACUUCGCCAGUUAUAUGACCUGACCAAUCAGACUACAUCUUUUAUGUCACCUGACCAAUCAAGCCUCACCCACAAUAUAUGGACAUCAUUAUUAUACCUAAAUUCAACUACAACAUUUUUUUUUAAUCAUGAGACAUGUUAUUAGCAAUUACUUUUGCAUAUUGAAUUCUUAUAAUUGUGUCCAAAAUUGUGUAUACUUUUUCUUGGACUGUUCUGAUUGCUAACUAAAUGAAGGACACUGAAUACAGAGUAUAAUCCCAAAUAUCAAAAUGGGAUCUAAUGGCAUGUUCAAAUAAUUGUGGGUGGGCAGUUAUGACUUAAUCUUUCAUGGUCAGAUAAAUCCCAACAUUAAAACAGACUCGAAUCCUUGGACUUGGCCUGAUCAAUCAGACGACAUCAUGACUUGACAAAUCACGUUAACGUGCAAUAUUUUUUUCUCACUGAAAUCUCACUUAUACUGUAAGCUGAAAUACUGGAGGACUGUGUUCACAUUUUGAAACAGGAAGUUGCCUUUUUUUUUUUUCUUUUCUUUUUUGCACAUCUGAAAAGAACUGUAUUUUGGAACAGAAUGCCGUUUUCCUUUUGUAAUAUCGGUAACAGAAUGUGAGACUCCUGUAUGGAGUACACUUAAUACUUUUUAGUUAAUACUCCUGUAUUUUUUUUUUUUAAUUCCUGUGCCUUUUUUCUUUCACGUAUCUUGUUUAUUUCAUAUUGAAUGUAUUGUUUCGAUUUUUUUGCAGUUUGUUUCUAGGCUUUUUCAGAUCAAUUUGAUUUGGUUUAGUUGUUUACCUGGAAGCUUUUGUAGCAUUAUUACUGUACUAUCAGACCUUUACUAUUUCCUUUGAGCCUCAGUGUUAUACUUUAGAUAGCAACAUUCAUUUUUAAUAUGUACGUUGCUGCAAUAGCUCUACUAAUCACAUCUCAUGACUUUAUUUCUCUGUGUGUGUGUGUGUGUGUGUGUGUAUGUAUGAGAGCUUUAAAAUGAAGCUGAAUGUCUGUCUGCGUAGGAUAAAGUAUUUGCACAUCUGUUGCGCAUCUUAUUCAUUGGUGUGCCUCUGUGAAAGAAACCCAUGCACAGGAGCAUGAGAGAGUUCAUGCGUGUGAGCGAUUGCCUGUAGGGAGCGUCUAGAAACUAACUACUUUUGAUACUAUUGAUGUGAUCAUAACUGUCCAUGAAACCAUUUCUCAAAGGUUUAUUUAUAUCGCUUUAAGAAUCAUUGCUCCGUAUUUGCACAACUCUAAUCGAGGUGCAGCAUCAGUGUCCUUUAAAAAUAGAUUAAGAUUGUGUCUGAAAUGAAACAUAUAGUGAAAAGAUAAGCUUUAUAGAAUGAGACAAAGUGUUGCCCCGUUCAGUCUCACGGACAGUGCCUUAUUCAUGUUUAGAAACGCAGGUUAGAUUUCAUUUAGUCGUAUAUACACCAGAGAUAGUUUUGUAUGUAUCAGUGGAGAAAGUAAAUCUGUCUUCAAAGUGCCUUUCAAACUUAGUUGCAAAUGUUUCAAAGUGUAUGCAGCAUAUUUGUUGGCAAACAUUUUUUGAAUACUAGACAUGUGUGUCUGUUGCAUUUCCUACUUGUGUUUAUUCCGAUCAAGGUGGUGCUUUCAUGUUCUCCACUCGUAAUAAAUUGAUACAUUUCCAAAAUGCCCAUCACAGACCUGUACGUUUCAAUAAAGUUUCUAAACAAACUUA
This is a messenger RNA of Onychostoma macrolepis, 3332 nucleotides long. RefSeq names its product sestrin 3 (gene sesn3). Lineage: Eukaryota; Metazoa; Chordata; Actinopteri; Cypriniformes; Cyprinidae. Gene Ontology annotation, molecular function: oxidoreductase activity, acting on peroxide as acceptor; L-leucine binding. The transcript has 10 exons. The record is from RefSeq and is a predicted model, not a curated record. Gene Ontology annotation, cellular component: nucleus. The coding region runs from base 216 to 1637 and encodes 473 amino acids. Gene Ontology annotation, biological process: negative regulation of TORC1 signaling; regulation of response to reactive oxygen species; positive regulation of macroautophagy.